This is a messenger RNA of Oncorhynchus masou masou (cherry salmon), 1059 nucleotides long. RefSeq names its product golgin subfamily A member 6-like protein 24. NCBI's taxonomy places the organism in Eukaryota, Metazoa, Chordata, Actinopteri, Salmoniformes, Salmonidae. The record is from RefSeq and is a predicted model, not a curated record. The transcript is spliced from 6 exons. Bases 1 to 792 code for a protein of 263 amino acids.
AUGGAAAAGUGGACGCAGCUGGAGAAUAAGAGUCGCAGCUGCGCAAUAAUUUCGACGGAGGACACCAAGCGGACACCUGACCUGGUCCCAUUUCUGCCUCUUCUGAAAACUCCGUCAGAGCAUCAGUCCUCUCCUCCUGACGGAUGGACAGAUCUGGAAACAGACUGGGAGGAGGAGAAGGAUGUGGAAAAAGAUGAAGAACAAAUAGAGAGGCAGGUGAAGAUGAAGAGAGAGGAGCAAACGAAGGAGGAGGAGGAGGAGGAGGAAGAAGAAGAGGAACAAAUAGAGAGGCAGGAAAAUAUGAAGAGAGAGGAGCAAACGAAGGAGGAGGAGGAAGAAGAAGAGGAACAAAUAGAGAGGCAGGAAAAGAUGAAGAGAGAGGAGCAAACGAAGGAGGAGGAGGAGGAAGAAGAGGAGGAGGAAGAGGAGUGGUCCUCCCUGACAGAGACCAGAUGCGAUCAGAGAAAUUACUCUCUUGAAGGGGGAGAUCUACCCUGGAAUCUGGCAAACCCAGAGAUGGCCAUGUAUCUAGCCUUGCCCACCUGGAUACAAACAGCGUUGCUAUGCAACAUCAUGGGGUUGCUGUGCACCCACACCCCAAUGCGUGUGAUGUCAUACAUGCUCCUCCCCUUCACUCUGCUAUUCAGCUUCCUCCUUGGAAACGUGCAUAGGCUGGUUGUAUUAGGGUUCUGGAUGUGGCAGGACCUACGACAGAUCACCUUCUUUAUCAUCAACACCCUGGUCUCCAGCCUCCACAUAAAUCUAGAAGACAGAAACCUACAAGACAGAUAGACAGACAGACCUGGACUACAGGAAAGGACUCCAACCAGUACACGAUCUUGCUCCGCUUGGAUCUGGAGUGAAGGGAUAUAGAGAAGGUGGUGGAGAAUGAGGGGGAUGGAGGCAGAGAAGGAGUGGAGACUAUCGCCACUGUACCUCUCUGCCCUGGGCUGAAGGAGUGGAUGAAGAAGGAGAUCUUGGUUGAUCCCCCCCCUUAUAAUAACAACCUUACUGUUGUACUUGUCCUUCAUACACUAACACUCACACUUGUCUUGAAAU